AUGGAUGAUGUACAUGAGGAAGUUAGAACAUUUAGGGCUGAAAGGAGCGCUUAUAAGAGAAGCACUAGAAGAGAGAAAAGGGGGCAACCUAAUCUUGAUGAUGUACCUUUAGGUGAAGUUGAACAAGACAUAGGUUUUGAUGAAACAGAACCUAAUAAAAGAGAUUUGGAAGGAAGGGUGGUGAUGAACCCUUUUAGUUUAGUUCUGAUGCAUAUAGUUGUACAUCUGAUGAGGAUGAUGCUGAGGAGGGGGUCCACUGUUAGGAGAGCUAGAUCUAAGGUUUUACUAGAGAUCAUGGGUGAUCAAGAAAAAGAGUUUGAAAGAAUACUUAAUUACAGAGAUGAAGUGUUGAAAACAAAUCCAGGAAGUACUUAUGUGGUGAAAGUGUCUACUACAGAAUUUGCUGAAGAUGGUAGGCCUUGCUUCUUAGGUUUCUACAUUUGUUUUGAUGCCUUGAAAAGGUCAUUUUUGAGUGGUUGUAGAAGAUGCAUUGGCUUAGAUGGUUGUUUCUUAAAAGGUUAUAGCAAGGGUCAACUGCUAGUUGCUGUGGCUAAGGAUGGCAACAACCAGAUGUUGCCAAUUGCUUGGGCAUUGUGGAACUUGAACUUAGGGGAUGGGACUGGUUACACAGUCAUUUCAGAUAUGCAGAAGGGGCUUCUUGCCACUAUAAAAGAGCUCCUACCAGAAGUGGAGCAAAGGCAAUGUGCUAGACACAUCCUUGCAAACUGGUCAAAAGAUUGGGGAGGCCUUGAAAGGAGGCUGAUUUUUUGGAAAUGUGCUAGAAGCACAUUUGAGGCAGAUUUGAGGAGAAAUUUGGACAAAUUAGAGCUGCUUGGUGCUGAGAGCUUUAAUGCGUGGAUCUUGACUGCAAGACACAAGACCAUCAUAACCAUGCUAGAAGAGAUUAGGAUGAAGGUAAUGACUAGGAUAAGCGUGAUGAGGUCUUUUGCAAACACUUGGGUCACAAGAAUAUCUCCAAUGGCAUUAAGGACAUUAGAAGAAAACAUGGGGAAGUCAAUGAACUGUAAUAUUGUGUUUAAUGGUGAGCAUGGGUUUGAGAUUCUUGAUGGUCCAUAUCGGCACACUGUUGAUAUUGUCAAUGAGAAAUGUAGUUGUCGGUCAUAG
This is a messenger RNA of Lycium ferocissimum, 1125 nucleotides long. RefSeq lists its product as uncharacterized. The transcript has 5 exons. The record is from RefSeq and is a predicted model, not a curated record. Bases 1 to 1125 code for a protein of 374 amino acids. Lineage: Eukaryota; Viridiplantae; Streptophyta; Magnoliopsida; Solanales; Solanaceae.